CCGAGUGGCAGCAUUAUUUUUGCUCAGUGGACUGCCGUGCUGUCCGCUGCCCCUCACCCUGCUGCUUCGCCUGUACCUGGGACUGGCUUUGGCUACUUUUGGAAUAUCUCCCCAUUUCUCUUAUUUUCAACUAGUAAGGAUUUAGGGAUUCUUAGUUGUGAGCUGGUUAAGAAAAGAAAAGUCUGAAAUCAUAAGUUGGCGGAGUGGCCUUCAGGAUGUCAGAAUCAAUACAAGUGACGCAGAAGCAGCAGCUGCUGCAGCAGCAUCAGCAGCAUCACUAUCAACGACAGGAACAGCAGAAGCAUCACUUUGAGAGCAGCUGUUACCUGAGCUCCAAGUCUUCUGUUAGCCAGCAGUCGUUCUCCACUUUCAAGACUUCCAGCCGUCGCCUGAAGACCUCUGUGAAGACAGAGAAAGGGCAGGAGGUGGUUAAACUCAGCCCGCUACCCAAAAGAGCCAAACGCACCUACCUGGCGAUGGACAAGGACAAAGAAGUUAUCGGCUAUGUAAUCCCCGUAUUCAGAGCCAGUCACGAGGAGGUUCGAGGUCUGAUGGAGGCCCGGGAGGACGAUGUCACAGAGGAGGGGAUCAACUACGUGGCCAUGAGGAACCUGUUUGUCAGGGAGGCCAAGGAGGCCAUGAGUGUUAGAGUCGAGAAGAAAACCAGAACAGUGCAUAUCAGGGAAUCAGCUGAACGUGUUGAACUGAGCAGGACGAUGGACGAGUGGUCUGAGUUCCGUAAGAAGAUGAACCCAGACAGCCUGACACACCGUCCGGAGUUUAUCGUCAAGCCCCGUGGACAGACUGCCUGGGAGGGCAAGAAUGUGAAGCUGCACUGCACUGUGGCUGGAUGGCCUAAACCCAGGAUCGCCUGGUACAAAAACAACGUGCUCAUUGAUGCUGAGGCCCACCCCGAGAAGUACACAGCCGAGAGCAAUUACAACAUGCACUCCCUGGAGAUCAAGAACUGUGAUUUCUUGGACACCGCUAGGUAUCACGUCUCUGCCCUCAAUGUGAAGGGGGAAUCUUCUUUUUUUGCUACUGUUGUUAUCAAAAGGUUCCAGGAAGGCGAGGAAGCAGGCCCUCUUGAUCCUAAGCCACAUGGUUUCUGCACUGAACACGGUGUAACGUUUGAAACAACCAUCAUCGACAAAUUUGAAGUGGCCUUUGGCAGUGAGGGCGAGACACUGAGUCUGGGCUGCACUGUCAUCGUUUAUCCCACUGUGAAGAAAUACCAGCCUGAAGUCGUGUGGUACAGAAACUUGACCCCUUUGAAGCCCUCUAAAUGGGUACACACUAACUGGUCUGGGGAUCGUGCCACGCUUACACUCGCCCACCUGAACAAGGAAGAUGAGGGCAUGUACACCAUGCGCGUCAACACCAAGUCUGGCUUUGACAACUACUCAGCCUACGUGUUUGUCAGAGAUGCCGAAGUUGAGGUAGAGGGGGUUCCCGUGGCCCCCCUGGAUGUGCGUUGUCAUGAUGCCAACAAGGACUAUGUGGUGGUAACCUGGAAGCAGCCAGCGAUGGAGGGCAGCAGCUCCAUCCUUGGAUACUACAUCGACAGGUGUGAGGUGGGCACUCACCACUGGGCUCAGUGUAACGACACCCCUGUGAAGUACGCCCGCUUCCCUGUCACAGGACUGGUGGAGGGGCGUUCUUACAUCUUUAGGGUGCGGGCCCUGAACAAGGCGGGAGCCAGCCGUGCGUCUCGUGUCUCUGAGGCUGUGGUAGCAAUGGAUCGCUCAGACAGAGCCCGCCUCAGAGCUGGUCCCUCAGCUCCUUGGACUGGCAUGAUCAAGUUCACAGAGGAGGAUUCCACUGUGGGCGUCGUCCCCGGAGAACCCUCUGAUGUUGUGGUUACCGAGGCAACCAAGAGCUAUGUGGUGCUCGCCUGGAGGCCUCCAGUGCAGAGAGGUCAUGAAGGAGUCAUGUAUUAUAUUGAGAAGUGUAUGGCUGGCACAGACACCUGGCAGAGGGUGAACACCGGCAUGCCAGUCAAGUCUCCUCGCUUUGCCCUGUUUGACCUCGCUGAGGGAAAUUCCUACAACUUCCGCGUGCGCUGCUGCAACUCUGCCGGUGUGGGCGAGCCCUCUGUCGCCACAGGGGAGAUAGUUGUCGCAGAUAAACUGGACCUGCCCUCGGCUCCAGGCAACACAGUGGCCAUCAGGAACACCGACACCUCUGUGGUGGUGACCUGGGGGGCCUCCAAGGAUGUCAAACAGCUCAUCGGCUACUAUAUUGAAUGUAGUGUGGUCGGCACUGACGUCUGGAUGCCUUGCAACAAUAAACCUGUCAAGCAGACCAGGUUUGUGUGCCAUGGCCUGACCACCGGGGCAAACUAUGUGUUUAACGUCAAGGCAGUCAACGCUGCAGGAUACAGCCAGAGUUCCCCUAAUUCUGAUGCUGUGGUUGUGCAGGCGGCCAUCUCCGUUCCAGGGAAGCCGUCUGGUGUGACCCUGCUGGAAGCUGUAAAGGACUACAUGAUGCUGGAAUGGAGCGAGCCUGCUAAAAACGGAGGAGCUGAUAUCAGGGGAUAUUUUGUGGACUACAGGACCGUGAAGGGAGUUGUUGUUGGGAAAUGGCAUGAAAUGCACGAGAAGGCAUUGACUACUGCCUCCUAUAAAGCUGAGAAUCUGAAGGAGAACGUCUUGUACCAGUUCCAGGUGCGUGCUAUGAACAUGGCAGGUUUGAGUAAAGCCUCUCUGCCCAGUGCAGCUCUGGAGUGCAAGGAAUGGACCAUUACUGUUCCAGGUGCUCCUGUUGGUCUUCAUGCGUUGGAGGUUCGUGACACCUCUGCUGUGGUCCUCUGGGAGCCACCUGCAUUUAGCGGCCGCACUCCUGUCAAUGGCUACUAUAUGGAUAUCAAGGAGGCCUCUGCUGGAGAUGAAUGCUGGAAGGCUGUUCAUGAGAAGGUCAACAAAAUGAAAUACAUGAAGUUUACAGGGCUGAAGGCUGGUUCAUCCUACGUCUUCCGUGUGCGUGCUCAAAAUCUUGCUGGAGUUGGAAAGCCCUCAGCAAUGUUAGGUCCAAUCUUGGCCCAGACUCGCCCUGGCACCAAUGAGAUAUAUGUGGAUGUCGAUGAUGAUGGCGUUAUCUCUAUGGUGUUUGAGUGCUCUGAAAUGAAAGAGGGAUCUGAGUUUGUGUGGUCCAAGAACUACAAGGCUAUGACCGACACCUCUCGUCUGACUAUUGUCAAUGAAAAAGGAAGGACCAGAGCUAUCUUCAACAGUCCCUCCCUGGAGGAUCUGGGCACGUUCUCCUGUGUGGCCACCAACACUGAUGGCAUCUCCUCCAGCUACACGCUCACUGAGGAGGGUCUCAUGCGUCUUCUGGACAUCAGUCAUGAGCACAAGUUCCCUGUUAUUCCCUUCAAGAAUGAAAUGGCCAUGGAUCUGCUUGAGAAGGGUCGCGUGCGAUUCUGGACUCAGGUGGAGAAAUCCAGCUCCGCUUGCCAAGUGGAUUACGUCUUCAAUGAUGUCAUCGUUACUCAGGGCAAGAAAUACACAAUGAACUUUGACAAGUCUACCGGCAUUAUUGAAAUGUUUAUGGACUCUCUGGAGGUCACUGAUGAGGGAACGUUCACCUUUAACCUGGUGGAUGGAAAGGCUAAGGGAACAACCAGUCUGGUGCUCAUUGGAGAUGAAUUCAGGGAGCUUCAAAAGAAAUCAGAAUUUGAGAGGGCAGAAUGGGUCAGGAAACAAGGUCCUCACUUCGUGGAGUACCUUGGCUUCACUGUUACUUCAGCAUGUGAUGUGCUCUUGAGAUGCAAGAUAGGAAAUGUCAAACCAGAGACUGAGAUCACCUGGUCGAAGGACAGCAUUGAGAUUGCUGAGGACGACGAGGAGGCCCAGAAAAUUGAGAGACAGGAGAGCGAGCUGACCUUUAAUAUCGGAAAGUGGAUUAUUAAGCAAGAGAUACAGGAAGAAAAAGGACGAAAAAAGGCGCCUGCUGUGGACGUUCCCCCGCCGCCAAGACCCAAAAUCUGCAAGAAGGAUGCAGGUAUUUACGACGUGUUCCUGAGGGACGACAGAGGCAAAGAUAAGAGCACGUUCAAUCUGACAGAUGCAGGAUACCAAGCUGUAAUGAAUGAACUGUUCAGGGUUAUUGCCAACUCCUCCACUGAUAUCCAAGUCAUCAGUACUGAGCAUGGCAUCAUCCUCUACUCCAAUGUCACACAUUACAACGAGGAACUGCGUGUUGGUUGGCUCCACAAAGAUGCUAAGAUUGCCGCCUCAGAGAGAGUUAAGUCUGGAGUCACAGGGGAGGAGCUUUGGCUUAAGAUCAACGAGCCCACUGAGAAGGACAAGGGCAAAUACAGCAUGGACGUCUUUGAUGGCAAGGAUGGUGUAAAGAGAGUGUUCGAUCUGUCUGGCCAGGCAUGGGAACAGGCGUUUGAGGAAUUCCAAAGGCUCAAGGCGGCAGCAAUCGCAGAAAGAAAUCGUGCUCGUGUUGUUGGAGGCUUGCCAGAUGUGGUUGCAAUCCAAGAGGGCAAGUCCCUGAACCUGACUGGCAAUGUCUGGGGCGAGCCCGCACCUGAGGUGUGCUGGACGAAGAACGAGAGGGAGCUGGUGUCUGACGACCGCUACAAACUCAAGUUCGAGCAUGGCAAGUUUGCCAGCAUCACAAUUGCUGCCGUCACCACGGCUGACUCUGGCAAAUACGCCCUGGUGGUCAAGAACAAGUACGGCACAGAGGCUGGUGAGUUCACUGUCAGCGUCUACAACCCAGACGACGACGAGAACAAAGAGAAGAAAGGCUAAAGGAUGAUGAUGCUGUGUUAUGAAAUAAAGCAGAAAAGAUGGAACAGCUGGCUUAUCGCCAAAGCAUUUUAUUCUGGCACAUGCCGGUGCACCAAAGCAGUAUGAAUAAAAGAUGAAUACAGCUGCUUCCUCCUGCGUCUUUCAUGUGCUGGGCUAAAGAGCUUUGGGUAUUACUUUUCGAAGAAGCAAACUUUGUAUGUAUUACAGAUAGGAUAAUUGUACGCAUGUAGUGGUUUGAGAUGUCUUCUGUUAGCUCAAGCAAAUAUGGUAAAUUAUUGUGAUGUUUCCUCAAGGAAAAUGGUUCAUUCAUCUUUUUGUUAAUUCUUUUCAAAAAUAGCAUUAAGGCCAAGAAGAGCACAAUGCUGUUCUCUCAUAAUAUUACAGAAAUUAAUUCAGAAGAUUUCGACCUCAUGCCGGAGGUUUGUGUAAAAAAAAAUAAAGGAAAAAUUGAUGUCAUGAA
Labrus mixtus (cuckoo wrasse) is the source of this 5223-nucleotide messenger RNA. It is a transcript of the gene myom1a, whose product is annotated as myomesin 1a (skelemin). The transcript has 38 exons. Lineage: Eukaryota; Metazoa; Chordata; Actinopteri; Labriformes; Labridae. The record is from RefSeq and is a predicted model, not a curated record. Gene Ontology annotation, molecular function: protein binding. The coding region runs from base 216 to 4763 and encodes 1515 amino acids.